Messenger RNA from Morus notabilis, 789 nucleotides. RefSeq names its product protein ODORANT1. The transcript has 2 exons. The record is from RefSeq and is a predicted model, not a curated record. The coding region runs from base 13 to 789 and encodes 258 amino acids. NCBI's taxonomy places the organism in Eukaryota, Viridiplantae, Streptophyta, Magnoliopsida, Rosales, Moraceae.
AGACUGGUAGUGAUGGGAAGGCAACCUUGUUGUGACAAACUUGGUGUGAAGAAAGGGCCUUGGACAGCUGAGGAAGACAAGAAAUUGGUCAAUUUCAUCCUCACUCACGGCCAAUGCUGCUGGCGGGCCGUCCCCAAGCUCGCAGGUCUCCGCCGCUGCGGCAAGAGCUGCCGCCUCCGCUGGACUAAUUACCUCCGCCCCGACUUGAAGCGAGGCCUCCUUAAUGAAGCUGAAGAACAACUUGUUAUUGACCUCCAUGCCCAUCUUGGCAACAGGUGGUCGAAAAUUGCUGCGAAAUUGCCGGGAAGAACAGACAAUGAGAUAAAGAAUCACUGGAAUACUCACAUCAAGAAAAAGCUUAUUAAGAUGGGAAUUGAUCCAGUUACACAUGAACCUCUCAACGGUCAAAAGGACAAAUAUAGUAGUACUAGUACUAGUACCCCACAAGAUGAUGAUCAAAAGCCUUGUGAAGCUAAUUCUUCUUCUAAUCAGCAGGAGAUGAUCAUAGCAGAAGAGAAUCACGUUAUGCUUGGCACUAAUUCCAAUGUCGACAACUCCAAUGUAAGCAUCCAAACUGAUCAAAACUCCUCCUCCUCAACAGAUGAUCAAUCACAGCCGUUGGAUUUAAUGAGUUACUUAUUGUCAGAGAACUUUCUGGAAGAUUCUUCAUGGAAUUUUCCAACUAGUGAUUUUGGAGUCACCUCUUCCUCGGAGGAGAGCUCAACUUGGCUCUUGAGCAGUAAGGAUUUAGGAGACGACGGAGAACUUUGGGCUUGGUUUCUUGAAUGA